GUCAUUUCCGGGUGCGCCGUCAUGCUGAUGCUUCUGACAGAAGACAAAACAAACCUAUUUCUUUGUUAGAAAUAUAAAAUGUUAUUAUUGUAAGUUGUAGAAACUCGGAGGCAGUGUUUUCACACAGAUUAUUAUGGCACCUUCAGACUGUAAAACUCUGAUUCAGAGGUUUUACCACCUUCAGUCAGAGCGUCUAGAGACGUACAGACUGUUUGAAGAAGGGCACGAGGCCUACUUAAGGACGGGACCUCAUUACGACUUUGAGCGCUACAGGCAGCUGGUCCACGAGAUAACACAAGCCUUCUGUGGCAUCUCCAAAGAAGUUCUGGAGAUCAAAGGGAAGCUGCACCACAGCUUUGACAGGCCAGACCUCUCUGAGCACAUUGAGAAGCUGCAGAGCAAAGAGAAGGACAAGCUUCAGCUGACAGCCAGGCUGCAGCUGGCCAGGCAGCAGGCUCAGGAUCACCCAGAGGACGAAGGCUGUCGAGAAAAGAUUCAGGAGAUCAAGCAGGACAUCAUCAAGAAUAGAGAGGCUCUGAGUGACAUCAUGCAGGAUUUUAAAUAUGACUCAGAGGAGUGUGAUUGACAAGUGGCUCCCAGAAGACCUGCAGGCAUCCACUCAGGUUGCUGGGCGGCAGACUGACAUUUCUACUCAAUUCUGAUGGAUUUUCCUUCUGGCACCUUUCAGCCACACCUGUGUCUCCUCCUCUGGCUCCAGCCUGCAGCUUGAUUACAUGUUCUUUGUAAAUAUCGACCUCUCAAAGACGAUCUGCAUAUGUUCAAACUUGUAAAAUAGUAAAUUUAAACAUGAUGAGAAAAUUGGUCUUUAAUUAUGUGGUGCUUUCAGAAAAAUACUGCACAAAAAUCAAAAUAUCUGACAGAAUAAUGUGUUCAAACACAGGGCCGUGUACACAUUUUACAAAGUACACAUCGUACUGACAUCUCCAUUACUGCCAUUACACUGUGCCGAGGUUUUCUGCACAGUUGAAUGUGUUCAGUUGUACAGAUGUUUCCAUUCCAACAAAAAACAUACAUUUGAUACAUUUCAUUAUGAAAUAAAUGAGCAACUGAUAAUCAUGAAAAUACAAGCUGAUUUUCUUACAGUUUGCAGAAUACACCAAAGUGUAAUACUGAACAGCCUGGUUUUCAUUAUUUAUUAAAAAAGGGGUCUAAGUAUGUUUAAAUCA
This is a messenger RNA of Thalassophryne amazonica, 1187 nucleotides long. It is a transcript of the gene rex1bd, whose product is annotated as required for excision 1-B domain containing. The record is from RefSeq and is a predicted model, not a curated record. Lineage: Eukaryota; Metazoa; Chordata; Actinopteri; Batrachoidiformes; Batrachoididae. The transcript is spliced from 5 exons. The coding region runs from base 134 to 586 and encodes 150 amino acids.